Messenger RNA from Trichechus manatus latirostris (Florida manatee), 1798 nucleotides. RefSeq names its product E3 ubiquitin-protein ligase TTC3-like. Gene Ontology annotation, biological process: ubiquitin-dependent protein catabolic process. Gene Ontology annotation, molecular function: ubiquitin-protein transferase activity. NCBI's taxonomy places the organism in Eukaryota, Metazoa, Chordata, Mammalia, Sirenia, Trichechidae. The record is from RefSeq and is a predicted model, not a curated record. The coding region runs from base 90 to 848 and encodes 252 amino acids. The transcript has 7 exons.
CGGCUGACGUGGAGGUUUCGCAGCUGCGGCUGCCGCGGCGCUGCUGCCCGCGUCCGAGGUUCGCGGACUGCGGGCCCCGAUCAAGCACUAUGGAUGAUUUGAACCUGGAAGAUCUCACUAUGGCGGAUUAUGCCUUGUUAGAAGAUUGCUCUUAUGUGGAGGACUUGGAAUCUGCUCCUGGAUCAGUAACCCAUAAUUCGGUUCGUUUGACUGAAGUUUACAGUGAUGGGGUGGGUAUGCACUGUAAAGAUUAUACCCGAAGUGAGAAAAACUUGGAAUUUGACAUCUGCCGUAUAUGGUGUAGUAAACCAGUUUCUGUCCUGAAAGAGUACUGUGAUGCCAUUAAAGUAUUUAUCUUCUGGCCACUUCUGUUUCAUCAUCAGAAUGGUUCUCUGUUAACACAACUGCAUCCUUGUAUGGAGGCCAAUAAUUCUCGUGCUUGUGAGUUAAGUUUGGCGAAAUUACAACAUAUUGAGUUGAUGGAAGAUAUUGUGGAUUUGGCAAAGAAAGUUGUGAAUGAUUCAUUCUUUAUUGGAAGCUUACUGAGAAUUGGUUACAAAAUAGAAAAUAAAAUUCUGGCAGUUGAAGAGGCUGUGAAUUGGGUAAAAUUUGUAGGCGAUAUAACACUUCUGUCUAAAUUACAAUCACUUGAAAAUUGUUGGCCUAUGUUAAGUAUUUUCUUUACUGAAUGUAAGUAUAAGUGCUUUAAAUUGUUACUUGACUCAGUUUUUAAAGACAUUAUUUGGGAAAGGGAAUGUGUAAAUAAUGUGAUUUCUAUUUAUUUUACGAUUAAAAAAAAGUUUUCCUUUUUUUAUGUAUGUCUGAAUAAGAGAACUUUAAUUUUGUAGUUUUAUUCCACAUUUCCUGUUCUAAUGCUUUUUAUGACAUUAUACCUUUAAAAAAAAUACCUACCAAAUUGAUGUUAUAUGCUAUUAUAUAUAACACCCAAGAAAGAGACCACAUCUGGGUCUUAUAUAUUCUCAUUCAUAAGAGAAAUGAGUAACAGAUGAUAAGAUUAUAAUAUUUUUAUUUUCCUGAUGAAUGUUAUUUUUAUGUCUGAUGAAACUGCAGUAUAUAUAUAUGUAUUUUACUUUGUGAAAUGUUUUUCUUUGAAGCAUUUGAAUGUUAGCAGUGUUUUUAUAAUAUACCAGUAGGAAUCUUGAGUCAGGAAAUGUUUGGCUCUUUAGUAGAUGAUGACCAAUAAUCUGUUAUCUCCACUGAAAUUUUAUACUGUUGACCCUAGAGUUAGAGAGAGAUUAAGCUUAAAUAUGAAGACAGCUUUUUCUGAUAGAUUUACUAAACACCUGGGAUGUAUUACACCGAUAGAGGUUGUUUUCUUUGUUGUUCUGGAGGCCUUUAAUUAUUUACUGGGUUUUACAGUGGAAAGAGAGAGUAUCAUGCAUUGGGCACCUAUAACGGGUUUAUUUCUGACGCUGUAUAUUCUCUCUGUUCUUUGUUGUAAUAGCCCUGCAAGGUAGCUGUUAUUGUCCCUAUUUUAGAAAUGAGUGAACUAAGGCUCUGAGAGGUUAAGUGAUAUUUCUGUAGUCUAGUAAGUAGCAGAGCCUAGAUGGGAAGUCAGGUCUCAGAUUCCAAAGUGCAGGCUUUCCUCCUAUAAUCUUUCUGUCCCUUAAUAUUACUUUAUUUAGGGAUCUUCUGAAAUCCUUUCUUGAAUCUUAGAUUUUAGGCACUCCUUUUGUCUUGAACACAAAUGUAUUUGGCUAAAUAAAGGCUUAGCUAUACUUUUAUUGCAAUUAAGUUUUUUUUUUUUUAACCAUUUUGUGAAAUCUUUUUUACAGUA